Molecule: messenger RNA, 634 nt
Organism: Tarenaya hassleriana
Lineage: Eukaryota; Viridiplantae; Streptophyta; Magnoliopsida; Brassicales; Cleomaceae
Exons: 2
Coding region: 98-520 (140 amino acids)
Source: RefSeq, a predicted model, not a curated record
AUUCUGCACCACUGAAACAAGAUAACCCGGAAAAAAAAAGUGAUCGUCUUUUCAAACGAUCCGAAAAGGAACUCAAAAGUUUCAUUCUUUGGUCACUAUGAACAUCACAACUCUCUCCUUCCACCCAUCCUUCAUCUCAACUCCUCAAAUACACAACACGUUAACCAGAAAUGGAAAUACGAUAACAUUGAGCAGCAGCAGUAGAAGAAGGAGAAGAAGGGUUUGCAAGAUCAGAGGAUCCACCGGAGAAGAAGAAGAACCCAAAAGAAGAAGCUUCUUGAGCAUAGAAGAGGCUGGUCUCGUCGAGAUCUCCGGACUCGGUGCCCACGAGAAGUUCCUCUGUCGCCUAACUAUAUCGUCGUUGAAUCUACUUAGAGUGAUAGGGGAGCAAGAGGGAUGCAGAAUGGAGGAGCUAAACGCGGGGAAGAUAUGCGAUUGGUUCCUCAAGGACAAGCUAAAGAGGGAACAAGACUUUGAUUCUGCUGUUCUUCAGUGGGAUGAUCCUGAUUUCCCUUUUUGACAAAAAACACCAACAAAAGAGAUAUUUUUCCUAAUUUCUUUAUUCUAAUACAAUUUAAAUUAUGCAUUUAUUGUUCAUAUAUUGAUGAUUGAUUCCAAUUUUGAUUUUUCGUGA